AACCCCACAAAUCCUUUUUACCCUGAAACAGUGUCAGAUUGUUAUUAUAAAGAAUUAAGAAAAUCAAUAAAGUUUUGACUUUGCUUUUAUACGCACAAUAAUAAUAUAUACUAACAAUUCUUUGGUAGUACUGUAUAAUAAGAUAAGAUAUGCUAGUAUUAUAUAUUUUUACCAAUGUCAGGGUGGAGUUAUAUAGGCUAUUAUAUAGUAUAGGUAUGUGAACAGUGUCUGGGGGUUAGGGAGAGACUAGAAAGGGACCGUCUUUAUUACCAUAGCGUAAAAGGGUCUCUCUUAUCUCACUUUGUUUUUGUUUCAAAAGCAAAAAAACAAAGCCUGAAGCUUUGAUGGGUUCUUGCUGUUACAUCCUCGGUAAUCUGGAGGAAUUCAUGGCUAUGUCACAGCUUUUCUGUACAAUUGCCUUUUCUUGGGCUUUGCAUCUAUAUCUAUAUCCCCUUCUUAUUCUUACUGCUAGUACUUACUAUUUUAUCAGCUUUGGAGCUUGUACAUCUUAUCAGCCUCUUCGGUUGUUUCAGUUCUGGAUCUUCUGCUGCAUGGAAAAUACUAAAGGCUGAAUAUAUUAUUAAGUUGUGAAUGGCAUCAGCAUCGUGUGUUAUUAAGAAUCCAUUACCUAUGAAAGAGACAGCUAUGAGCUAUGGUGAAUAUCCUUCUCCUAUGGCAACAUAUGAGGAGGUUGUAGAUAAUCCCAAGCUCUUCAUGCUUAGCUUGGAGAAGCUUCACGCCCUAAUGGGCACCAAGUUCAUGAUUCCCGUUAUUGGGGGAAGGGAAUUGGAUUUACAUCGCCUCUUUGUUGAAGUGACUUCUCGUGGAGGGAUUGAGAAAAUCAUUAAAGAGAGAAAAUGGAAAGACGUGACUUCAGUUUUCAAUUUUCCAUCAACGGCUACAAAUGCUUCUUUUGUGUUACGAAAGUACUAUACUUCAUUACUCUACCACUACGAACAAAUUUAUUAUUUUAAAGCUCAUGAUUGGACCCAUACACCAUCCGAUGCUUUGCAAAGUCAAUCACCCAUCCCAGUUCCCGCUCCAAAGAUGCAGCAGUUUAUGCAUCCUUCAUCUGAAGUUCAACCUGCUGUCUUUCAACAGUUAAAUGCUAAUGCUGCUAGAUUGCCUGAAGCAAUGGCAUCAUCUUCGGCAGGGUCUCCAGUUGUUGGGGUCAUUGAUGGGAAGUUUGACAGUGGAUAUCUAGUUACUGUCACAAUCGGUUCAGAGAAACUUAAAGGCGUACUUUAUCAAGCUCCACAAAAUCCUGUGUUGCCAGCAUCUCACCAUAGUGCUUCAACUAACAACAACAAUGUGACUGGCUCAGUGGGUGUUCAUCGUCGCCGACGCAGAAAGAAAUCAGAAAUGAAAAGGAGAGAUCCUGCUCAUCCUAAACCAAACAGAAGUGGAUACAAUUUUUUCUUUGCAGAACAGCAUGCAAGGCUAAAACCCCUUAAUCAAGGGAAGGACAGAGAGAUCAGUAGGAUGAUCGGUGAACUAUGGAACAAGUUAAAUGAAUCCGAAAAAGCAGUUUAUCAAGAUAAAGCCAUGAAGGACAAAGAGAGAUACAGAGCAGAAAUGGAGGAUUAUCGUGAAAAGUUGAAGAUGGACCAAGUGAUCAGCAAUGCUGUGCCACUUCAACAGCGACUUCCCGAAGUGGAUACUGACAUGCUGAAUGCUGACAUGAAAUUGGAUGAAGCUGAAGCAGAUUCUCCUCAAACCCCGGAGGAGAGCAGUUCCGGUGGAAGUGAGUAUGAAGAUGAUAAAGCUAUGGAGAAAGAUUAUAGUAUGGAUGCAUUGCCUGUCAUAGGAGUUGGAGCUGAAUCUAUGAAUUCAAACGAGAAGUCAUCUAAGGGGGGUUUAUGAGCUUAUUGAAGAGACAUAGAGGAGUGGUAGGGAAUGGGAGAAGAGGACUAAGGUAAGGUAGCACAUAGAAAUAGAUAUUGUUACGAAACAUUUUUUAGAUUUCUUGCAGUGGAGACUUUGAGGUAGGAUUGAGAUGCAGUGAUUACCCGCUUCCACAAUCUCAGUGAUCAACUGGGUUUUGUCAUUUUAAUAUUCAAUUUAAGGUGUUAAUUUUGGCUUAA
Cicer arietinum (chickpea) is the source of this 2084-nucleotide messenger RNA. RefSeq names its product high mobility group B protein 15. Lineage: Eukaryota; Viridiplantae; Streptophyta; Magnoliopsida; Fabales; Fabaceae. The record is from RefSeq and is a predicted model, not a curated record. Gene Ontology annotation, molecular function: DNA binding.